GGUGGUCAAAGCCGAGAGAAGCGGCUGACUCUCGUAGCAAUUAUUUCUAAUAAACACUUUGCAUUGCCCUGGACUAGUGAAAUCAAAGAGUGGCGGUCCGUCAACGGCGGGGAUUACAGAGGCUUGAGUUGGGGUCGGGAGAUAACGUGCUCAUCGCAGACCGUCCGAAGCCCUGCAGAUUCUGUAGAAGAAUGGCUGAAGGAAGCAGAGAUUAAUUAUGUGGGACUGAAUUUGCACUCAGUGGGCCCACUUCCCUCCACAAUGGCAGCAUCCUCUGCCUAUCAAACCAAGCCGUCCUCAGAAGCCGGGCCCAACAGCAGCACCAGCCUAAUCAAAGACGAGUGUGAGUCCGAGGAACCAAGCAAGAAACUCAAGGUUGAUCACGAGCACAGAGCCAGUGAGAGCCACCAAAAAGUAGACUUCUGGUUCUGUGAGGAGUGCAAAGAGUAUUUCUUGGAGGAAUGCCCCAACCAUGGUCCUCCGGUCUUUGUGCCAGACACACCAGUGGCACUGGGGGUGCCCAACCGGGCUGCCCUCACAGUGCCCUUGGGAAUAGAGCUCGUCCGGGAGGAGGAGGAGGUGGAUGUGUGCUGCAUAGAUGCGGGCAUCCCCAAGGGGGCGCUCUUUGGCCCAUAUCAGGGGGAGCUGGUGUCUAAGGACUAUUCCUCAGGGUUUUUCUCUUGGAUGAUCGUUGAUGAGAACAACACAUACAAAUCCAUUGAUGGCAGUGAUGAAACUAAAGCCAACUGGAUGAGGUAUGUACGUAAUUCGUCGGAUGAGAAUGAGAGGAACAUGACUGCGUUCCAGCAUGGAGAACACAUAUAUUUCCGUGUGUGUCGGCAGCUGUCAGCAGGAGAGAAGCUCCGUGUGUGGUACAGCGAUGACUACAUGAGACGGCUGCACAGUGUCUCGCAGGACAGCAUUGACCACAACCUGGACACAGGGCUGUUGACUGUUGAGAAAUCCGAGGCCCAGGAGGAGACCAAAGGACCCGUGCUCAGGUCAGCUCUGCAUGGCAGGUGCAGCCUCAGCAAGCACACCAGUGAGGAGGGGGAUGGCCAACCACAGGCCAAGAAGAAAAAGAUCGACCUCAUCUUUAAAGAUGUCCUUGAAGCCUCUCUGGAGGCCUCCAAGAGCCAGGAAAACCCCCUGAACAGCACCUUCUCCAUGAAGCGGACCAGAGCUCAGCACGUCACGCUCACUUCCCAGAGUGGGGAGUCCUAUCUGGCUCACGAGAAAUGCAAAGUGGCUGGUCUGGGCCUCCACCCAUCAGAGCACCUAGAGGGGGGCUUUAAUGUUCGGUGUCUAAAGAUGGAGGAUUCCGAAGACGACCCUGGUCACAUUCAUGAGGAGCCUUCUACCUCGUUCUGCCCCAACUGUGUGAAGCUGAAGAGGAGGAUUCGGGAGCUGGAGGCAGAGGUGAUUCGUCUGAGGGGAGGAGAGCAGGUGGAGGUACCACCCCACUCUGAGCUGGCACCAAUAGAUGAGCUCCAAGCAGCUGAGGCCAUGACCCCUAUUCCUGUGGUGCUAGAUGAGGAUGAUCAGGAUGUGGACUCUGCAGAUGAGUCCAUCACUGCUGACCUCAUGGUGGCUGCUGACGACUCCUCCAAGCUGUUGGCUGGGCCUGGCCGACGGAUACGCCGCUUCAAGCAGGAAUGGCUCAAGAAGUUCUGGUUCCUGCGCUACUCGCCAACGCUCAACGAGAUGUGGUGUCAUGUCUGCCGCCAGUACACCGUCCAGUCCUCACGCACCUCCGCCUUCAUCAUUGGCUCCAAGCAGUUCAAGAUCCACACUAUCAAGCUGCACAGCCAAAGCAACCUGCACAAGAAGUGCCUGCAGCUAUACAAGCUCCGCAUGCACCCAGAGAAGACUGAGGAGAUGUGUCGUAACAUGAUGCUGCUGUUCAAUGCUGCCUACCACCUGGCCCUGGAGGGCCGACCCUUCUCAGACCUGCGAGCGCUGGCUGAGUUGCUCAAGAAGUGCGAGCUCAAGGUGGUCGACCAGUACAUGAACGAAGGUGACUGCCAGAUCCUCAUCCACCAUAUCGCCAGGGCACUUAAGGAAGAUCUGGCGGAGAGGAUACGCCUGUCGCCCUUCCUCAGUGUCAUCAUGGACGGGCAAAAUGAUGACUUGCUGUCAGACACCGUUGCCGUCUAUGUGCAGUUCACCACCAGUGAAGGACCCCCUGCCACAGAGUUCCUCUCCCUGCAGAGGCUGAGCGUUAGCAGUGUGGAUGGCUACCUCCAGGCCAUCGAUCGGGCCUUUGCUGUGCUUGGUCUGAAGCUUCAGGACAUGCUGGUGGCUGGUCUGGGGGUCGAUGGCUCCAACAUCUCCUCCAGUUUGAGAGCAAAUCUGUACAUUGCUGUACGGAAGACACUCCCCUGGAUCCUCUGCUUGCCGGUCAUGAUCCAUCGUCCUCACCUGGAGGUGCUGGAUGCCAUCAGUGGGAAGGAGCUGUCCUGCCUGGAGGACCUUGAGAACAACCUGAAGCAGCUGCUGAGCUUCUACCGGUACUCCCCUCGCAUGAUGGCCGAGCUCAGGUCUACCGCCCCCACACUGUCUGAGGAGACAGAGUUCCUGGGAGAUAUUCGAGCCAUCAGCUGGAUUAUAGGAGAGCCAAACGUCCUGAAUGCCCUUAUCAAAGAUUACCUGGAGGUGGUGGCACACCUCAAGGAUAUCAGCAGCCAAACGCAGAGGGCAGAUGCAGCAGCCAUCGCCUUGACCCUACUUCAGUUCCUCAUGGAUUACCAGUCUGUCAAGCUAAUAUACUUUCUCCUUGAUGUCAUCGCUGUCCUUUCGCGCCUGGCCUUCAUCUUUCAGGGGGACUACCUGCUGGUGUCUCAGGUAGACGCCAAGAUCGAAGAGGCCAUCCAUGAGAUCGGUCAGCUGGUGGACUGCCCUGGGGAGUAUCUGCAGGAGUUUGAGGAGAACUUCCGCGAAAGCUUCAAUGGCGUAGACCUGAAUAACUUGCGCGUCGCCGAGUCCAAGUUCCAAUCCAUCCGCGAAAAGAUCUGCCAGAAGAGCCAGGGCAUCUUGUCCCAGCGACUCGACAUGCACAGCCGCACGGUGGUCAAGGCGUGCCGUGUGCUCGACCUCACCACCUGGCCACGCAACAGGGAUGAACUACGAGCCUUCGGGGAGGAAGAGAUCCUGCUCAUCUUUGACCACCUUGAAGCGAUCCCCUCGGCUGUCCGGGAGGCGUCGCGGGACAGAACAGACGCUCGGGGCAGCCUGCUGGUGGAGUGGAGGGACCUCAAAGCCGACUACUACAGCAUGAAUGGCUUCAAGGAGGUGGUCAGUCAAAUCUCCAGGCACAAGCAGCGCUUCCCUCUGCUUAACCGCAUACUCCAAGUUGUCAGGGUCUUGCCCACUUCCACUGCCUGCUGUGACAAAGGCCGGGGGUCCCUGCAGAAAGUGCGCAAGAACAACCGCUCAAGGCUGACGCUGGACCAGAUGAAUGACCUACUGACCCUUGCAGUCAACGGGCCGCCGAUAGCAAACUUCGAUGGCAAGCGACCAUUGGACAGCUGGUUUGAAGAGAAGUCUGGCAACAGCUAUUCACUCUCAGCCGACAUGCUGACUAGAAUGUCGGCUAAUGAACAAAAGUAUGUUCUGCACAGCAUGGAUGUGAACACAGAGUUCUACCCUGAUAUUUGACUGAUGAGGGCCAGGGCUUUACUUCACUUUAUUCCAAAAGCCAUCCCGGAGGGGGAGGGGUGAUCUGGGCUAUAAUGUGAUUGGCCAUAAAAGUGUGCAAUGGCCCUGCUGCUAAAAUGGCCUGAUCAGCAUCACUUUAGAAAAUGGAAACAUAGCUAGUAGAGUUGUACUUCUGUUGAGCACACAUUUAUGUCAAGCUCAGGAGGCAAAGCUGGUCUUAAAAGGCAAGACGGCAAAUCAGCGAAGUUGACUUAGUGAAAACAAUCAGUUUGUAUGAGUGUUGAAUUUAAAGUAUGUAUAACAUAUACCACUUAUUUAGAGCAUGUGCUGAUCACUGGUAUCAACUCUGUUGUUCGAGAUGACCAUUAUCAUUUAGUGGGGCUUUUAAAAUCUGCUGCAACACAUUAUUUGGGAAAUGCCAUAGGUUAAUAGCUCAAAAGUAUAUGUUUUUUGUAACAAUGCAAAUUAUUUCUCUUUCAAACAAGUCUUUGAUUUCUAUACAUUUACUAUAAUGUAAAUGUUUGUUUGGCUUAUUAAAUGUUUGGUUCAUAUGACAUUGAAUGAGAUUGUGCCAUAAGAGCAUAUUGCAAGUUGAUAAAGUCUUGAUAAAGUGAAAGUUCACAACUAACCAAGGUGCUAUGCCACACAUCGUCACAAGAGAUUAUAUGGUUUGUUUAAAUGUUGUUUUGUACAGGUAUAUACUGCUAUGGUGAUUGAUAUUUCUAUUGUGGCUUUUAUAGGUCUUAAAAGAUUCCAUCGGGAGGAAUGUAUUCUUUUUAAAUUGCCUAAACAAAUGUAGGCCUAUAUUAUUCAUUAUAAAGCGGGUAGUUUGGAUGCUGAUUGGCUGAAAGGUGUGGUAUAUCAGACAAUAUACCAUGGGUAUGAUGCAAAAUUACUUGUUUA
Messenger RNA from Coregonus clupeaformis (lake whitefish), 4560 nucleotides. It is a transcript of the gene prdm11, whose product is annotated as PR domain containing 11. The record is from RefSeq and is a predicted model, not a curated record. The transcript is spliced from 9 exons. Gene Ontology annotation, molecular function: protein binding. Lineage: Eukaryota; Metazoa; Chordata; Actinopteri; Salmoniformes; Salmonidae. Bases 262 to 3657 code for a protein of 1131 amino acids.